This is a messenger RNA of Suillus fuscotomentosus, 1065 nucleotides long. RefSeq lists its product as uncharacterized. Lineage: Eukaryota; Fungi; Basidiomycota; Agaricomycetes; Boletales; Suillaceae. The transcript has 8 exons. Bases 1 to 1065 code for a protein of 354 amino acids. The record is from RefSeq and is a predicted model, not a curated record.
AUGACCGAAGAUCAACAGUCCUGCGGCCAACGUCGCAAACAACCUGUUGAUGCCCUUCAACUCGGUCCUAGGAAAAGGCCGAGUGCAGCUGAUCCAUUGGUACACUAUGGUCGUCAUUUCGGACGAACAGUACACGCUCUUUGCAACUUCCAAGCCCUCCUCACAAAUGGAAUUUUACGAAUGGGAGAAUUGGCCGAGACUCCAGAAGAAAACUUUACCGCUGAGGAACGGCGCGAGCAUCGUAUUUUUCAAGAGCUCCUCAAGUCUGUGGCAGGCCUGGAAGAGCGCUUGAUGCAAGGCGGAGAUGAUGAGGUUGAUGUCAUUGCAGAGCUGCUCACCAAGGGCGCCUCUGGAGCAAGGGGUGAUGACACCAAAAGCCUCAAAGGCAGUGUGCUUGAUUGGAUUACCCCCAAGGGACAGAAUCUGGUUCCUCCUCUCGCUCGAAACAUGAAAAUUGACCGCGGUUUUCAUCAUGAACGGACGGGUGCGUUACUCUGUCCUGCUGGCCUGGACUGGUCUCACUCAGAGACAAAAGCUAAGCUACAAAGUGGCGAGAUUAUCGUAACGGGAGACCAGUGGCCGCUGUUCUUGUAUGCUGACUACCAUUAUGAUUCCGAGGAUCCGUGGAAUGGCCUGUUUCGAAGCGCUUUGUUGGUCUGCGCAUAUAAACAUGUAUUCACGUCCCCCAGCUCUGUAGACAGAGAGCCAAAGGCAACUCGCUCAGGCAAUGCUCGUAUUCAUGGGAUGACCCGAAUUACUCUGCCCUCCAUCGCAUACAUUGCAACUCAGGUCCGAUUCUCCCUCACAUCAUCACCUGUUUUCUCGCGUACCGACACAGUCACAGACUCCGAAAGGUUUUACAACUCCAUCUUGGAUAUUUUCGAAGACCCGGAUGAAAAACAAGAGGUAGAUGAUCUUGCUGUAUGGUGGAACAGGCAAAUCUUCCCUUCAUACUCGACCGCUCAACGUCCUCUGGUCAAGAAUAGUGUGCUGGCGAGGAUUCGGGAGAAGCGAGCGCAAAUAAAAGAGGCUUCGGUCACUGAUGGUGGUAGUGGCAAUGCGUAG